AAACCAAAAAGUUCCUAGGAUCCUUAGACUUGGAAAAAGGGACUUGAGAGCUCAUCUAACCCCUCGUUUGGCAGAGAAGAAAAUGGAGCCAUUGAAGGGAUGUUAAUAACCUAGAGAAGAGUUUUUCUUCUUUUGCAUAAGUGGCAAGUGAGCCACAAGCAUUUAUUAAGCAUCUACUAUGUGUCCGAGGUAGAUGGGGGUCCGAGGAGGAAGAGCUCUUUUCAGGGCUGCGCAUCCACCUUUGAUGUCCACUUGAAAUUCAGCUGUCAUCUGAGGCUCCAAGAAGCUGAAACAUGCUCAGUGACCUCAUCUAAACCAGGCUGAGUGUCACUGAUGGACAACAGACCAGUGGGUCCUUCAGAAUGGCACAAGUUGUACCCUAUCGCCCAGGGAGACCGUCAGUCUCCCAUCGACAUUGUCUCCAGUCAGGCUGUCUAUGACCCUACCCUGAAGCCCUUGGUCCUGGCCUAUGAGUCCUGCAUGUCCCUGAGCAUCGCCAACAAUGGACAUUCCGUCAUGGUGGAGUUCGAUGAUGUGGAUGACAGGACAGUGGUGAAUGGGGGCCCCCUGGAUGGGCCCUACCGGCUGAAGCAGUUCCAUUUUCACUGGGGGAAAAAACACAGCUUAGGUUCAGAACACACAGUGGAUGGCAAGUCCUUCUCCAGUGAGCUCCAUUUGGUCCACUGGAAUGGGAAAAAAUACAAGACCUUUGCUGAGGCAGCGGCAGCCCCAGAUGGCCUGGCUGUGGUCGGCAUCUUCUUGGAGACCGGUGACGAACAUGCCAGCAUGAACAGACUGACAGAUGCACUGUACAUGGUCAGAUUCAAAGGAACCAAAGCCCAGUUCAACAGCUUCAAUCCUAAAUGCCUCCUGCCUAUGAACCUGAGCUACUGGACCUACCCCGGCUCCCUGACCACCCCGCCGCUGAGCGAGAGCGUGACCUGGAUCGUCCUCAAGGAGCCCAUCACCAUCUCGGAGAAGCAGAUGGAAAAGUUCCGGAGCCUCCUCUUCACAGCCGAGGAGGAUGAGAAGGUCCGAAUGGUGAACAAUUUCCGCCCUCCUCAGCCACUGAAGGGAAGAGUGGUUCAAGCCUCCUUCCGGUCCUGAAGAGGGCCAAGCUGUCAGCAGCAACAGCCAAGAUGUCCAAAGUGCUUCCAUAUCAGCUAAGACCAAACCAGGUGUGCAGCGCCUUGGUCCUGGACUGAACUCUCAGAGCCGUGCGGGGUGCUGGGGCAGAGCUGGACACUAUUAUUUCCCUCCGGCCCAUUUCUAAUUCACUUUGGGCGUUUUUCUCCCUGAAGGAAUCUCAAAUGCUAGACAUCCCCUACCCCAACCCCUCUGCUGUUCCCUGAUCCCUUGACAGCUUUAAAACUGACCAGGCUUAAAAGAGAGGUAUUGAUAUAUAUGGCUAUAUGAUAUAUCCGAGCCUGGGGGAGAUUUUAAAAUUUGCCAGGGCUAAAGCCACCAGGAGGGGCAAGAAAUAGGGGAAUGAGAGGGUGGAUGGAGGAGGGAGGUGGAUGUCGGGAACUGUCGGGAAUAAUUCUUGGGGUCUGACUUGUCUGUCCCUUCUCCCCUACCCCCAUUUCAAACACCUUCCCCUGGAAAAAAAUCACUUUGCUCUUCCCCAGAAACAGCUCUGGCCCCUUCUUGAACCCUCUACUGUGACAAGGCCCUGUGCUCCAAGGCCACGGGCAGCUGUGGGCAAGACAAAAGCAAUAAUCCUAGCAGGUGGGAGACCCCUAACCAGUGUAACUUACCUCGAAUACUGAAACUAGGCCCUGGAAGAAACUGAGUUGCAGAAGGUUAUAUAUAUAUAUUUUUUUCCUGCCAUUUCACUGCCAACCAUUAAAAAUACUGGUGUGAUGCUGCUUGUGUUUUUGUGUGUCGAUCUGCUGCCUGUCCAGGAUGCUGAUGGAGAGUAGAGAUGGGGCACAAGAUGGGUCGGGGAGCCACAGAUCAGGGCGUUGAUUCACUCUUUCGAUGGUUCAUUCACUUGCUCUGGCAUUCAUUCAUUUCCUUAUCCUUCUCUUUGCUCAUUCAUCCCAUCCUUUCUUUUUUAGAACUUUAACAAUAGCUCCAAGACAGAAGGGUAAAGCCUCCAGGGCUGAGUGACUUGCCCAGAGUCACACAGCUAGGAAGUAUCUGAGGUCACAUUUGAACCCAGGUGCUCCUGACUCCAGGUUUGGCUCUCUGUCCACUCUACCAUCUAGCUGCCCCCUAUCAUUUGUGUGUGUGUGUGUGUGUGUGUGUGUGUGUGAUCACUUCCCUGUCACUUAACUUGGUACAGAAAACUAUUGAAAAAGGAAUUUAUUGUACUAUGCAUUAUUUCUGCUCUGAAUAUAAAUGAUACAUGGCUGUAAAGCUCUAGAAGAAGAUAGUUUAACAAACUGGCCAGAACUUGUCAACCAAAAUAAUAGUAGCUCAUAUUUGUAGUUUAUAGAAAGUUUAUUAAACUAUUUCUCUUUAA
Monodelphis domestica (gray short-tailed opossum) is the source of this 2467-nucleotide messenger RNA. It is a transcript of the gene CA7, whose product is annotated as carbonic anhydrase 7. The record is from RefSeq and is a predicted model, not a curated record. Lineage: Eukaryota; Metazoa; Chordata; Mammalia; Didelphimorphia; Didelphidae. Gene Ontology annotation, biological process: regulation of intracellular pH. Gene Ontology annotation, cellular component: cytoplasm. Gene Ontology annotation, molecular function: carbonate dehydratase activity; zinc ion binding.